UAGUUGGCCUCUCCUAUACAUAGGCCGAUUACCCUGAUCAUACUAGCAGUUACAUUUCACUCUGAAAACAGAGAGGUAUCCAAUAUAAGGGAAUAAAAUUGUGUCAAUGAGAUGAAGAUCCAAUGCAGGUUUUUAGCUCUCCUUGCCAGUGUUCUGUCUUCAGUGACGUCGAAAACUAUUACAACUGCAAUGGGUGACGUCACUGGUAUAAGUAUAUUAUUCGAGGAUAAUACAUACAUCAACAAAAGUGUAAAUGUAGACGUGUACCGCGGGAUCCCAUUUGCUGAACCCCCUUUAGAGGGUCUUCGAUUCAAACGUCCUAUCGAAAGAAAGCCGUGGAGUCCAGAGGUUUGGAACGCUACUUACUACAGAAAUGUGUGCGAACAAACGAACCCUAACAUUGUAUCGGCGGAGACUUCAGAAGAUUGCUUAUACCUGAACAUAUUUGUUCCUCAGUCUGCGAAGCCGGGAACAGCAGUGAUGGUUUGGUUCCAUGGUGGUGCUUAUAUCGUAGGAGGCGGAUCUGAACCUGAAUAUGAUCCAACACCAUUAGCUGUUGUCGGUGACGUCAUCAUAGUUACUGUAAAUUAUCGUUUAGGAAUCUAUGGUUUCCUAGUUACCGGCGAUGACGAGGCCCCAGGAAAUUAUGGAAUGCUUGAUCAGAUUCUCGCUUUGCAAUGGGUCCAAGAUAACAUUGCAGCGUUCAAUGGUGACCCGAAUUCUAUUACUAUCUUCGGUGAAAGUGCAGGAGCAGCAAGUGUGCAUUUGCAGAUCCUAUCCCCCUUAAGUAAGGGCUUGUUUCAACGAGGUAUUAUGCAAAGUGGUUCAGCGCUCCCCGGUUGGGCUGUUGAGUUGGAUAAAGACAAGGCUAUUUCUAAUGGAAGACAUGUUGGUAGAUCCGUCAACUGCACUCAAGAAGACUCCGCUGAAUUUGUAGCGUGUCUUCGUAGCAAACCCAUGAAAGAUGUUACUGCAGCUCAACGUCAGUUGGUCUUACAAGUUACGAAUGUAGUCCCAUUUGUACCAAUUGUGGAUAAUUAUUUUCUGUCAGAUGCACCAGCAACGUUAGUUGCCAAGAUGGAAUACCAGGCAACAGACAUCCUUAUAGGUACUAACCACGAUGAAGGUGCACUCUGGGCUCUCAAAGACAACUUAAAAUACAUCAGUUCAGAAGAACCUCCGGUAAUGCUCCUCGAUGAGUUUCGAUCUACUUUCCCAAAAUACAUUCAUAUUUACAGUAACCCGUAUGUAAUGGAUGCAAUUGAGCAUCAGUAUUUGGACUGGACAACGGUUGAUAACAAUCUAACAAGUCACUUAGAUGAAUUUAUUCAAAUGACAACUGACCAAGACUUCGCAUGUCCGGCAAUAGACGUCGCAAGGGCGCAUGCUACGCGUGGCAAUCGAGUGUACCAGUACGAGAUGACGCAUAUUCCGUCAAUGUCUGUGUAUACCGUCGGCAGAACAUUGGGACCGAAGUGGCUAGGAGCAACCCAUGUUGAGGAAGUCCAAUACACGUUCGGAUGGGGUUAUAAUCCGGCACUACGCAAACGAUACAAACAGACAAAUGAAGAGUUAGAAAUGUCAGUGCAGUUUAUGCGUUACUGGACGAACUUUGCCAAAUUUGGCGAUCCAAAUGGAUCACCAAAUGAAACAUCGAUCUAUCCUGCGUGGCCAGUCUUUACUAUUCCAGAGUUAUCUUAUAAAGAUUUGACACCAGCAAUGGAGAAUAAACGCGCUCUCAGGGCAGAGGAUUGUAGCUUUUGGCGCAACAGUAUAUCCAGGCGUGCUACGUAUGUCGAUGACAUUGAGAAUCUUCAGAAAGACUGGAGUGAAAGUUACAAAUUGUGGAAACUCGAAGACAUGGCUGGUUGGCAUACUGAGUUUGAGAACUUCAAAAACGACAAUAACCCUUGCCAAUAACGAACUGAAAUGCUGGACGUUUGAGUGCAAGCUCUUCUAGAUCUGGAUCUAACUCCGAAAAAAUGGAUAUUCACAUCACAUCACAUCAGAGUUAAAAUGGCUUCUUUAACCAUCAGGAAAUUGCUUGUUAAUCUUUAUUCACAAGUGACCAAAUGACCUCUUAAUAACUUUCAUUAUUAAAAUAAUAUAAUAUUACGAUAAAUAUUGCAACUAGACAUGCGUGCUUUAUAAAAAUUUAUGGUAAUACAUUUAGAAAGUUUUAGAUCUUUUCAUACGACGCUAUUUAUAUAAGUAUAAAGCAAUAUGGGCCUAAUGUGUUUCUUGUAUUAUUGUAUUUGGGAACAUAUUUUGAAGUACGAUUGAAUAGGUAAUGAGAUAAUAUUGGUCCUCUAUAUAGGUGGUUAGGCUUAGCUCUGUCGAGAGAUCUCAUUCCGUCAAGAAACAUUGAUUUUUUAAUCAACUAAUCAAUAUUUAUUUAGCAGACAUAGACAUUAAUUAAAAGGCAGUGGAUAUAUAGCCGGUGGACAUCAUUUCCGUAAUGAUUAUUGCGGGUGCUCUUUAAACAUACAGUAGCCUUAAAAAAUGUGCAAAUUAGAGCUACAGCCGGCAAAAUAAACAUUGUGUAAUUAAAAAAUAUAGGCCCCCUAUGUAGCAAUCAAAAUAAAUUAAUCAGCAAAAGAGUUGCUUUCUCUCCUUGUUUAAAUGUAGCCUAUGUCUACUAUGCCUGAGCUGCUGACCAGGGUUAAUUUCAUAUAAAUUUUUGGUUAUAUAAAUAAUUGUCAUAGACCUAUUCGUUCAUCACUAUUUACUGUAUAAUUAUCUUGCUUUGAUAAUCGCCAAUAUCUAUCGAUAGCUUACAAUUAAAUAGCAACGAUCAAGCAAAGUCCAUCGACAACAUUCGGAGGUCUUUUCUCUGCUUGUUUGUUGUACAUAUUAUAAUCCCAGAUUCAGCCGACAUGUGAUGUUUGAACAACAUUUACUUUAUCACAAUUCAAAAUGAAUAUGGGUGGAUUAUUAUCAACCCCCGGACAGCGGUCCAAAAAAGAGUUUUAAAAUUUGGAUCGCGAGAUAUCAGAAUUUAAAAAUAAAAAGCAAUUAAUUAGAAGAAAUUUUAUUUGACGAUUGAGGUCUAUUACUUGCGUUAUUUGUGUCUUUGUGUGAGAAUGUAUGCCCAUUGUUCUAAUCAGGCUGAUGGAAAUUUUAUGGAUUGAAAGAAACAUGCCUUUAAUGGAUUCAUUGUUCAUUUCAUUGAACUCGGGACAUUUUCCAUCAUUAUUACUUUUAUUACACAAAAAAAAUGUAUUCAAGUAAAAUAAAAAUUACCUCACCAUUUGUAGACAAAAGAUCUAUCCAAAAUAACAGGCAGAAAAGUUUACAGACAGAAAAAUGCACACCUAAACCAGUGAUUAACCCAAAGAAGGGGAUGGGGGAGCGAAUGGUGGUAGGUGCCAUAACCCAUGUUUGACAGAUUCAAAACUGUAGCACCUCACCUGUUAGGUCUAUUUUACCGGCCCGAUUUUGGCCCCCGGACCAAAUUUUUCCUGACAGGUCUAUACAUUUUGGAACUUACAGGGAAUAAAAAAGAAUUAGACCUUACUGUUAUAAAGGCAUAGAAGAUAAACUAAAAUGUAUAUAUAGAGUACUACAGUGUUAUGUGAUACUACUCCAUUGCUAUCGUUGCAAACCAUUGAUCCCAAUUUCUAACGUUAUUAUUAAG
Messenger RNA from Anneissia japonica, 3637 nucleotides. RefSeq names its product cholinesterase 1-like. Lineage: Eukaryota; Metazoa; Echinodermata; Crinoidea; Comatulida; Comatulidae. The coding region runs from base 112 to 1920 and encodes 602 amino acids. The transcript is spliced from 8 exons. The record is from RefSeq and is a predicted model, not a curated record.